Molecule: messenger RNA, 1571 nt
Organism: Anneissia japonica
Lineage: Eukaryota; Metazoa; Echinodermata; Crinoidea; Comatulida; Comatulidae
Product: proton channel OtopLc-like
Exons: 3
Coding region: 185-1240 (351 amino acids)
Biological process (GO): proton transmembrane transport
Cellular component (GO): membrane
Molecular function (GO): proton channel activity
Source: RefSeq, a predicted model, not a curated record
CUCACGAACGGUAUUUUCAUCCUUUUCCCUAGCUGGAAUUGUGAUUUUUGGCUUAAGUAGCGUGGUCAACGCUGCCCUCAACAUCUACACCGUUUACAAUUGUACUCCUAUUUCGCCAACAUCUAACAAAGCUCCUUAUCUAGUUCCCGCCAAUUCAUUGUUCAUCGUCUUCGCCUUUGCGCAGAUGGCGUACAUAAUCAACUUCAGUGAUGUUUAUGUUCAACGUGGUUUUAUCAUUAGACGAUUUUGUUGUAUGCAUGUUAUCGUGGUGAACAUUAAAGUAUGGUUGAUGAAUGUGCUCGUUGGAGCUGGUGCAGAUCUCAAAAUGCUUGAAGUUAACUGUUCGAUGGUAACAACAGGAGAGAUUUGGUUGACUAUUGGGGCAAUUGCCGAAUUCUGCACAGUCCAAUUCUGCUUCACCUCUGCUUCAGUAAUUCUGAUAAUGUGGAACAACGUCGGAUGUCAAACUGGAUUACCAAGAAGAGAUGUCAACAGCCCAGUAGGAAUUGGUUAUACUUCCUGCAGAGAAUCUACACUGGGCCUAAUGGCAGGCGGUUUCGUCUGCGUAGUUGUAGUUUUCUCAAAAACAUUAUCAAGCUCAUUGUAUGCAGACAAAAAGCAGCAGCUAGUUGAUUUGUACUACGGAACUCGUAUACCUUUGAAUAUCAUAUCAAUUUUAACUGUUAUGAUUCUGUUAAAAACUUUUAGGACGUGUGGUAGAACUCCAAUUACAGCAGCAAUUACGUCAUACAAACUAGACGAAUUAGUACAGUUUUUCUGCCUAAUACUGUAUGCUUUUGGUGGUAUGUAUUCCGUGAUAAGCUUUUACUAUUAUUAUACCCAAAAAUCGCUUACAGAAUUCGAAGAACGCGUGUUCUAUCUGAACAUUUCAGAAUGUAUACUGAUUGCGAUUAAAUUGUUCACACAAACCAUGUUUAUAGUGAAAGGUCUUCGGGCCAAAUCAUUUGAGUUACGUGGUCCCUCUAUACUGAAACAACUUUUACUAUUCCUCACGCUUGUGAAUAUGUGUUUCUGGUUUAUAUAUUCUAUAGAAGUGGGCCCGGGUAUAUAUUAUUACACGUACACAAGCGAAAGAUUGUUGUUUGGGGACGCAAUAUGGGGAUUUAUUUACAAAAUAUGCGGGCCAUUUUCAACAACUUAUUAUUACCAUUCAAGUGCUUGUAUUUAUGAAAUGUGGGUGACCCAGGCAAGAACUACAACUCAUACCGACCCGGAUUGAGUGACAUAACACAAAAAUGUCGGUCUUAUUCUAUGAGCUACCGUACUUACCCUGAACUCUCACAUAAGGUAGCCUAGUAAACAACUCGUGAUUUCUUGUAGUAAUAUAGUUAUUAUUAAUAUUUAUAUAUUUGAACUACGGUAUAUUUAUAGUGGCUCUUGCAAAUAACGGAUAGUAUACGGAGGCCCAUUUACAUAAUAUUACAAUAUUAUUAUUAUUAUCAUCAUCAUCAUCUGUAUCAUCAUCAUCAUCUUCAUCAUCAUCAUCAUCAUCGUCAUCAUCAUCAUCAUCAUCGGGUGGUGGUUGAUUUUUAUUUAUGCUGUAAUUGUAA